Hypoxylon trugodes is the source of this 1439-nucleotide messenger RNA. RefSeq names its product Ca2+ regulator and membrane fusion protein Fig1-domain-containing protein. The transcript has 4 exons. The record is from RefSeq and is a predicted model, not a curated record. Lineage: Eukaryota; Fungi; Ascomycota; Sordariomycetes; Xylariales; Hypoxylaceae. Gene Ontology annotation, cellular component: mating projection tip; membrane. Bases 96 to 905 code for a protein of 269 amino acids. Gene Ontology annotation, biological process: conjugation with cellular fusion.
CUACUACCAAAAAAUAGAUAUCUAUUUGGAAACCUACCUCCUAGGUAAAUCUUGAGAUACGGAAGUAGAUAUCUCCCGUAUGAAUCCCAAGAAAAAUGGCUCGUGGGUCUUGGUCAAUAUCUAUUGCUUUUUUUGGUUUCCACCAUAUUUUGAUGUUCUUAAACGUGUGCGCGAUUGUUGUCUGGUCGAUUCUCCUUGCUGGCUGUUCUUCUUCCAAUGGGCUGCGAAAUGUUUACCUUAUCUCGCUCUCAUAUAAAUCCAAAGGCACGGCUCCAUUAACCGACCCUCUUCAAGUCAACCCAAGCAUAAGCGACACGUUUUCCAGUGCUCUUAGCCACAGCAACAGUACCAUCCAGCAGAUCAACAUAUCUCAUAUGAGUAUAUGUAUCCAACUCCUGUCGGACGCGUGGAUCUGUGGCUCUAAUGCACAAGAUCUUGUGAAUGAUAUCAAAGGCGACCCCCAAUCUGAUCCAUUUAACUUAGUCUGGGUGGCGGACAAGUUUCAGAGUGAAAGUACCUUCUACCCUUUGUACUUUAUCGCGAUAGUAUUUACUUUUGUCUCCAUCUUCUUGUUGGCAACAUUCCCAGGAUGGACCGAAGAGGAAGAUUCUGACGGCUCAGAUCGGGAAAUAAAGCCGUUCCCAUCUCGACCAGUAUCGUAUGCCGCAUUGGCCCUGUCGACUAUAGCUGCGCUUUUCUCCUUCAUAUCGGUUUUUUGGCAACAUAUCGCUAGUGCUUGCGCGUUGACGUUAUUCGAAGCUUUGACUUAUGACACGGUUGAAGUUCAUGUUGGUCCGGCGGCUAUGGUAUGUGGUUGGUUCGGAUUUGGCGUGAUAUGUAUUACAUCACUCGGAUUGUAUAUGCUGAUCGCGUCAAUCAAAAUAUUAACCGAACUCAUUGAUUGAUAUAUGGCUCAAAAGAUGAAUCAUCUUGAUCUGUGGAUUCUGGUACCUCAUACAAGAUUCAACAUACCCUAGGUACCCAAGUAGGUAUAAAUCCAUACGAUUUAUACAAAUACCUAGGUAUCCUACAAUUUAAAUCUUUCACUGUAUUUUCGUGUCGGACUCAUCACUUGAUACACCCUGGAAGUGACCCUAAUUUCUCACUCAGCGCGUUCGAGUCGUUAAGAUAUCGCCCGCGUUUUCCUAAAUAUCAUCCGGGAGACGCUGCGCUAUUGUCGUGCUAGGUGUAGUUCUGAGGUUAGUACAGCGUGCCAAUAUAUUAGUAGGUUGCAGGUUCGUGCUCCAACUGGGCCAGGAGUUAGAUAGGGCCGCCUUUCGCGCUUUCGGCGGCGACGAUGAUGCACUUUACUCGGGCCAUCGUGUCGCUUUAUUAGUCCUUCGGUUUGACAUGAUACUAGCCGCAAAAAAGGUUCAUUACACAUGGGAGAACUUCCUAGUUUAUGCGAAGCUCUAUCCCUCAUGAUGUAGUAAGGUGUC